Molecule: messenger RNA, 1122 nt
Organism: Glarea lozoyensis ATCC 20868
Lineage: Eukaryota; Fungi; Ascomycota; Leotiomycetes; Helotiales; Helotiaceae
Product: acyltransferase 3
Exons: 1
Coding region: 1-1122 (373 amino acids)
Molecular function (GO): acyltransferase activity, transferring groups other than amino-acyl groups
Source: RefSeq, a predicted model, not a curated record
AUGCCAGAUGAAAGCCCUCCCAAAAGAAGCUCGCUUCCACCAACAACAUCAUCACCGCAUCGACUCUAUCAUCUCGACAAUCUCCGCACUUCACUCACCGGCCUAGUGAUUCUCCAUCACGUCUCCGUCCCCUACGGUGGUCUCGGAUUAUGGCCAUAUCAAUCUCGCUUUCACAAUACUGGCUCAUCUCCAAGUCUCGUCGUAUUCAACGCCGUCAAUCAGAGCUUCUUCAUGGGAUCCUUCUUUUUCCUGUCUGGGAUCAUGUCUUCGACUUCUCUCCGUCGGCGUUGGACGGAGGAGUUUUUGAGGACUAAGUGGAUGAAGCUUGGGAUUCCUGUUGUGGUGAGUAGUUUGCUAGGUCCGCCUUUUCAGACUGCUAUACAGAGGCUGUUUGAGGGGAAGGUCGUGGGUUGGGAUAUUCUUGUCACACACCUGAAGGGUUUGACUGGGGUGAAGGGUUCGGUCUGGUAUCCUGCUGUCUUGAUGGUCUUUGAUACUUUGUAUACGAUUAUGCCGAAAGUCCCACGCCUGUCAUUCGGUCCUGCGAUGUCACUGAACAUCCUCGCUGCCUUUCUCUUGCGACUUAAGUAUCCCACCGGGACGACUCUCGCUCCGCUGAAUGUGCAGCCAGGAUAUCUGCCACAGUAUAUCAUCUCGUAUCUGUUGGGAACGAUCACACCUAUACCAACUGGAGAUACACCGUCAUUGCUCACUCGCCGACAGAUGAAGACUCUACUUGGUGCUUCAAUCGCAUCAGGAGUAUCGAUGUUGGUUUUAGUUCGUUCCUAUCCACUUUCGUCAAUGAAUGGCGGGUGGAACUGGCUUGCAUUGGCAUAUGCUAUGUGGAAUGAAACGACGGGAGCCGUGAUAGCGAGCGUGGUGCUGGAUACUUUCAGGAAGAGUUCUUGGGCCACGAAGAAAUGGAGCAACAUCGGCGAAUAUUCAUAUGCGGCGUUCUUGGUCCAUCAGCCAGUCUGUAUAACGAUUCAGUAUGCUUUGGAUGGGUGGGAAGCGGGUGGCGUCGUGAAAACGAUUGUGGUUGGAGGAGUUGGAGUUGUAGGAAGCUGGCUUGCUGGGUGGGGACUGACAUUAAUCCCGGGAUUUCGAAAAAUAAUUGUGUAG